AUGUCCUGUUAUCUUCUGUUCCAGUCCUUGGUCAACAGUCCUAAUUCAAAAGCAAAGCUACCUACCUACCUUGCAGAGCUUAAGAAAAAGACAGAAGAAGAGCAAAGCAAUAUAAGCAGAUCUCCUGCAAACCUAGAUGCAAUCAUUACCAUCCUGGAUAUGGUCUCCUCUAUCCCAGCAAAUGCAGAGGAGCUCACUAUUCAAAAUUUCCUCUCCACAGUGGACUUAAUUGUUGCUGAUUCCACAAAUAAAGUGUGGGAAGACCUGCAUAAACAGAAGACAAACAGAAGUUCUUUGCUACUGCAGUCAGUAGAAAAAUUUUCCCUGCACCUCCAACCAGUUAAUAAUAUCAUUCCUUCUGUCUUUGCAAACACCCUUCAGCUACAAGGUAUAGUUGUCACAGAAAAUAACACAGAUUAUAAUAAGAACUUCAUCAGUACAGAAAACCUCACAGCUAAUGUGUUUAUUGGUGAAACUGUAAUUCAGACUCUAACCCAAAAUUCAACCAUUGUCAGUGUGAUGUCCUCAAAAUUUGGACAUAUUUUGCCCCAGAGUGAGUCCGAGUAUGUGAAUGGCUUAGUGAUAGCAACUGUGAGCAGCAACAGAAACCAGAAGUUCAAUAUUAGCAUGACCUUUGCAAAGAAAAACUCAUCUCUAAAAACGCCCCAGUGUGUCUUUUGGAACUUCGCGCUCAACAACGAUAGAGGGGGCUGGGAUACUCAUGGUUGCAUACCCACAGAAGCAGAAGAUUAUGUCAAUUGCUCCUGCAAUCACUUGACAUCAUUCUCCAUUCUGAUGGCACCUGGUAAAUACUCCCAGGUAAUCUUUGAAGAUUAUAUUACCUACAUUGGCCUGGCCACUUCAAUCUUGAGUUUGGCGGCCUGCAUUAUAAUUGAAUCCUUAGUCUGGAAAUAUGUGACAAACACCACAACCUCCUAUAUGCGCCAUGUCUGUAUGCUCAACAUAGCUACAUCACUCCUGAUUGCUGACAUUUGGUUCAUUGUCACUGCCUCUAUCAAUGACCAAAACCAACAGAUGAACAGAGGUAUCUGUUUUAUGGCCACCUUCUUCAUCCAUUUAUUCUACCUAUGUGUCUUCUUCUGGAUGCUCAGCCUCGGACUCAUUCUUUUGUACAGACUGGUCUUCAUCUUACAUGACACAAGCAAGACCACUCAGAAAACAGUGGCAUUCUGUCUGGGAUAUGGGUGCCCCUUUGUCAUUGCAGUCAUCACCAUUGCUGUCACACUGCCAAGGAACAGUUACACCAGAAAGGAUGUCUGCUGGCUCAACUGGGAGGACAGCAAAGCUCUCUUGGCCUUCAUCGUACCUGCCCUGAUCAUUGUGGCUAUGAAUUUGUUCAUCACUGCAGUCGUUAUAAUAAAAAUACUGAGGCCAACUAUUGGGGAUAGGUCAAAAAAGCAGGAGAGGAACUCUUUGUUUCAAAUUGGCAAAAGUGUGGCCAUCUUGACACCACUGUUAGGCCUCACCUGGGGAUUUGGCCUUGCCACUAUCUUCAAAAACAGCCAUCAAGCUUUCCACAUUCUCUUUACUCUGCUCAAUGCUUUGCAGGGAUUAUUCAUUUUGGUGUUUGGGACUCUCUGGGACAAGAAGAUACAAGAAGCCCUGCUGAAGAGGAAUUCAAUGUCCAAAUGGAGUUCACAGCAAACAAAGUCAUCCUCCCUGAUCCUGGUGACGCCAAUGCUUGCUAUGACCUAUCCAUUUUCAAGACCCUUUAACAACUUACGUGGGAAAGCAGGAAAAUACAGAGUGUCUUCUUCAGAGCCAUCCAGCUCUUUCUCUGAAAACACUUCCAAGUCAUAUUCUUUGCUUAACUGA
This is a messenger RNA of Pelecanus crispus (Dalmatian pelican), 1836 nucleotides long. The record is from RefSeq and is a predicted model, not a curated record. NCBI's taxonomy places the organism in Eukaryota, Metazoa, Chordata, Aves, Pelecaniformes, Pelecanidae.